AUGAUAACAAGUAAAAAAGCGGAAAAACUUGCUAAAAUUGAAGAAAAUCGUCGUCUUAAACAAAUUACUGAUAGUAACCAAGAAUUACGUCGACUUACUAAACGAGAUUCAAAAACAGACGAUGAUUUAUCUCUGGAUUUAUCUCCACUUCUUAAUGAAUCAAUUUUAAAUGAUUUCGAUUGGCUUAGUAUACAAUUUAUACUCGAUUGUUUUUCUGAAGCUAUACGAUUAAAUCAAAUAGCUGGUGUAUCAUUUUAUCCAUCGACACAACCAAUUGAAUCAACAAUAGAAUUAUUUCGUGUACCACUUUAUUUAACAUCAAUGCGUCUUAUAACAUAUAUAAAACAAUUGAAUGAAUUUCAACAAUUAGAUAAAGAAGAUCAGGUUUAUGUUGUUAAAUUAAAUUUAUUAACUAUUUGUUUUCUUCAUUCAAUAUUUAUAUAUGAUCCAAGAACAGAUUGUUAUCAUGAACAAGAUACAAUUGAUCUAUUAUUUUCAGGAAAAGAUUGGAUUAAAACAUUAAAUGAACAAUUCCAUAAUGAAAUGAAACAAAUACGAAAUGAUUUAAUUGAUAUAUUUCAAUCUGAUGAUAUUAUUAUUAAAUUAUUUUAUGUAAUAUUACUUUUUUCCAAUCAAAUAUCAUUAAAUCAAGCAACUCAAUGUAUAUUAACACCAGAUAUUAAUCCAUUAAAUAUAUUCCAAAGACAAAAUAUAUUUGUUGAUUUAGUUUAUAGAUAUUGUUUACAUCAAUAUGGUUAUAAUCAAGCACCUAUCUUAUUUUUACGAUAUAUUUAUAAAUUAAUGAAAGUUCAGCGACUAGUUGAUGAAAUUAAAUUUACAAUAAAUAGUUAUAUUGAUAUAACUGAACUAUCACCAUUAAUGCAAAGUCUCGUUAUGUGA
Messenger RNA from Rotaria sp. Silwood2, 900 nucleotides. Lineage: Eukaryota; Metazoa; Rotifera; Eurotatoria; Philodinida; Philodinidae. The record is from the annotation of a GenBank genome assembly.